AGGCCAACAACCAACUCAAGUGUACAACAAUAAACCACCAGAGAGUCUGUGCUCCUGGAGCUUACAGGUGAGCCGUGUACCUGCAGUGUCUGAUACUCAAUAAUGUCGAGGUGGACCAGCUGCCCUCCACUGGGGAAGGAGUGGAGACUGACUGUCCUCCAACACUUCAUCUCGUCUCUAAGUCCUGGAGUGAGAGACAGGUUUAUUACAUCAGAGGUAAAACACUUAUUUUAAAUAUAAAGACGAUGGCUAAUACAUGACAUCUUCCUCAUGUUCAAAGAAUGAAUUAUUUCCCGUUUGACUGUCCACUAAAUACUGAAUUCUACACUUUGACAGAUCUGAAAAACUGAGUUUCUGCACACAGAAUCCUGCCACAAAGCUUUUUAUGUAUUGUUUAUGUAACUUUAUUUAUUUAUAGGUCCCACUGAGAUCCAAGUGUGCUGAUCUAUCACGGUUACCGGGGCGAUAUGUUCGUCAACUGUUCCGUUUCAAUAACCGUGACCAUGUGGGUCCAAGAACCUCGAACCGCGUUGAAGUUCAGAAGGCAGAGCGGCGUCGGACAGAGCGAUGCGGUCUCGGUGGAUGAAGACCGACCCGGAACCUUCUCGUGUCUCCAGGGAAGAGGCCCGUGGGCUCGCCGGCCGAGCCGCCCAGCAGGCCCGCCGGGCCACGGAGCUGGAGGGGCUGCUGGACCUGGUGAGGACCAGAGUCCAGGACCUGGAGGAGCGCUACCUGGGCAAGGCCGCCCGGCAGCAGAGCCACACGCUGCGGCUGCAGCAGGACCGGCGGGAAGCACGGAACCAGAGCCGGGCUCUGGAGCAGGAGCUGUGUCGACAGCGGGAGGAAGCGGCUCAGCUCCAGAGGAAACUCUACUUCACCACCAAAGAAGAAGAGCGGCGCCUGAAGCAGGAGGCCCGAUUGGCCCCAGAAGCCCUCGUGAGUGAGGCCCCCGGGGAGCCCGGCCUGUGUGCCCACGACCACCAGCUGCUGACUGACAUCGGAGCUGUCGUGACCAAUCCCAACGCUCCGCUGCGCAGACAGAGACCCUCCUCCGCUGGUCUGGACCCGGCUGAGUGUCGGACCGUCCUCCCCACGCUGGAGGUCUGGGCCCAGCAGCUCCGCCUGCUGGAGGAUCUGCAGAGGGCGUUACAGAAGCUGACUGUCAGCCUGAUGCCCUGUUGGCAGCCGGCCGGCCACGGAGCUGCGGAGGCUGUGAAGGUGGAGGACCUGCUGCUGCUGGUGGGCGCCAUGCUGGAGAGCACCGCCGCUGAGGGCCACACGGUGCUCAGGAGCCCCACCCGACACACUCUGGGCUCCAUGGUGUCUCACUUCCAGAAGCUGUUUGACGUGGCCUCCCUGAUGGGAGUGUUCCCCCGUAUGAACGAGGUCUACGGCCGGCUGGGCGUGAUGAGCAGCGCCCUGAGGAACCUGAGGGACGUCCUGCAGCUAGACUGCAGGGUUCCUCCUGCCCAGGUGGUGGAGCAGGUGGCCCGGCUGGUGGCCUCCAGCCAGCCUGCUGGGGUCCAGCAUCUGCUGGGAGACGCCGACAUUGACAGCAUCAUCGUCAAGGUGAAGCAGCACGAUGAGUUCUUCCCUGCUUUCCACGGCCUCGUCACGGAGAUCCUACACACGCUAGGAGUGAGUCUCCUGGACGACAUCCUUCCCGCUCUGAAGUCCCUGAAGCAAGCGGCACAGUGACUUGCCGUCUGGCGCUCGCUGUGAUUUUUGAUUUUUCUCAAAUAAAACGGAUAAAGAUGAUAAA
Messenger RNA from Pseudoliparis swirei, 1762 nucleotides. It is a transcript of the gene cep70, whose product is annotated as centrosomal protein 70. Gene Ontology annotation, molecular function: gamma-tubulin binding. The record is from RefSeq and is a predicted model, not a curated record. Gene Ontology annotation, biological process: cilium assembly; regulation of microtubule cytoskeleton organization. Gene Ontology annotation, cellular component: centrosome. The coding region runs from base 568 to 1698 and encodes 376 amino acids. Lineage: Eukaryota; Metazoa; Chordata; Actinopteri; Perciformes; Liparidae. The transcript is spliced from 10 exons.